AAAACUUUGAAGAGGGUCUCUAUAGAAGCUGAAGGCACAUCUUGGUCCCCACAAGCUUGAUAGUGGUGUGAUUCUGUACCAUGCUGUCCACCAAGAGACACGGUGCCAGCACCCUGACCAUAAAGGACAUCCUGGACAAGGGGUUUGUGGCUGGGGCCUCCAGCCAUACCCAUUAUUCUCCCGUCUGCAGUUAUUACACGGACUCUGGCAGCGCCUCCAAACCAGAGGCCUGGGAGCUUCUCACGGACUUGGACAACUCAACAAAAGGCAGUUCUCUGUGUGUUGUCAAGCAGUCAGAGUCUCUGAGCAGCUGUGUGAAGACUGACCUGCACAGCCUGACCCAAGGUACCUCCGACCUCAGUCUUGUCUGCUUCUGCAAGGCCAACCAUAGUCAGGGCAUGUUUGAUGCAUCUGGUUUGCCCUGUGAGCACCUUGGCAGAGCUGGCUGCCUGCUGGACGUGGCAUUGCAGAGCACCUCAACGCCAUGCAAGAAGGAAAUGCACUCCAAGCUGCAGGAGAGCCUGCUCUCCAACAGCAUCGAGCUCCUUGGUGACCCCUCAACUCUCGGGAAGACACCAGCACCCACAUGGGAGAUCUCAGCCAUAAAACCCCCCCUGGAUAGCAGCCUGUCCCUUGAUGUGAGCAAUGAGGAGUUAAGGUUACUGGGAUGCUCCAAACCAGACAUGCCAUCCCUAGAGAGCUCUGUAGUAAUUCCUCUGGCUUGGCCUGGAGCCUUCAAGAGGCAACCUCUGCUGAUGCACAGGUCUGCCACCCCCGACACCCAGCUGAGCGAUCUUGACCCCAUCCCUGUGUGUCUGCAGCAGAUUUUGUGAUGCUCCUGCCGGGGUUCCUGCCCGGGGAUCUUCUGUGCUACAGAGGAGCACAAUGCAGAGCUGCCAUCCACAGUGCAGCACAGAAGAUGAUGGAGCCUUCCUGCCCUGAGCCAGGGGCUGGUGUGCUGAAGGCACUACCUGGCAAAAGGUUCAGUAUUUCUGCCUGGGGUGACAGAAACAGCGAACUGCUUGGGGUACUGCUGGCUGGAGGAUGCUGAGGCUGUGGAAGGCAGCUCCCUACAGCCAGCAGCAGCCCUACUGGCUCCCCCCCCCCCUCCUCCCCAAUCACUGUUUUGUGUAUUCACGCAAUAAAGAUAUAAAUUUCACUGUGCGGGUGGUCUCUGCUGAACGCGGCGCAGGUCCAG
Molecule: messenger RNA, 1198 nt
Organism: Columba livia (rock pigeon)
Lineage: Eukaryota; Metazoa; Chordata; Aves; Columbiformes; Columbidae
Exons: 2
Coding region: 81-833 (250 amino acids)
Source: RefSeq, a predicted model, not a curated record